CGGGGAACCUUCCUGUUCCCAGCAGCCCCCAGAGCCGAGAGUGGGGCUUUAGUGGAGUCGCUGCGGUGGCUGGAUCUUCCCGUGGUGCUGAGGCGCCCCGGGGACGUGACUGGGGGUUCCUUCAUCCCGGGCAAAUACAUUCUGACUUGAAAAUUUCUCAUAUUGAAAUGGAGCAUGAAGAUCCCGGCAUUGCAGAGAUCCGUGGCUCAGAUAAAAGUGGGACCAUAAGGAGAAUCUACAUAGCGGACAGAGGUAUGGUGCGCAAGAGUGAAGAUGAUUUGAAGCAUGAGGCCAUCCAGUCCACAGUACAGAACAGACAACCCACCUGGAGGGCAAGUUCACAGCAGGAAGUCUCUCCCAUAGAACGGCAGGGGAAUCUGUUAGUCCCUGGUAACUACAGUGAGGGUAACAUGGAUGUAGCAACCAAUGUUGUCUCCCGGUCCAGCAAGCAGCGCCCCUUUAUUUGCAAUGAGUGUGGCAAGAGUUUCAGCCACUGGUCGAAACUGCUACGGCAUCAGCGCACGCACACCGGUGAGCGUCCCAGCACUUGCGCUGACUGUGGCAAGAGCUUCUCUCAGAACUCACACCUGGUGCAGCAUCGGCGCACCCACACAGGUGAGAAACCUUACGUCUGCCGUGACUGUGGCAAGAGCUUCAGCUGGAGUUCCAACCUGAUCCAGCACCAGCGCAUCCACACAGGAGAGCGCCCUUACACAUGUGGGGACUGUGGUCGCAGCUUCACACAAAGCAAGAACCUGGCCAAGCACCGGCGAACACAUACAGGGGCCCGGCCGUUCUGUUGCCCCGAAUGUGGCCGAGGCUUUGCACAUAGUGCUGGCCUGAUCAAGCACCAGCGUUUGCGCCAUGACACAGACUCUCCCAUUGGCCACCCGUGUCCAGAAUGUGGACAACGCUUCCGUGCUCCUUCAGAAGUGGAACGUCACCGCAUUGCCCAUCAUGGGGCCACCCCAUCAGAGCCCUUCAUCUGUGUGGAAUGUGGAGAAUGUUUCACCAAGAGUACAACCCUUAUCCGCCACAAGCAAGUGCACAAACCAAUAUUUGUGCGUUGAGGGUUUCUCUCCCUGGUGGGAUCUGAAUUCUAAGUGAUGUCCAGGUUAGUAGCCUGAAGCCUGAGGAUAGUUUUGGUCCAGUGACUCCGCAUCCUGGAUCUCGCUUGCUCAGAUCAAAGGCCCUGAAUGAGCCAGUGUAUCAAACUAGAGAGCAGCAAGAAUAGGAGGAGGCAGGAAAUUCAGCUUGGAGCUCAGGAUUCUGGUCAUUUGAUGGAAGAAAAACUGUUGUGUCCAGAUCUGGAUCUGCCUCGUGAGGCUGGAUCAAAGAAUAGUUCUCACCAUCUGAGAACCAGAAGGCUGUUACUGUAAAUAAAGUUUUUAGUUAGAAGCUAUAAGAAUUUUUGAGAAGGCGGGAGAUCUGGUUUUCAGUCAAACUAAGAUUUAUUGGGACUUCAAAGGGAAAAAAUGGAUAAGGAAGUACCUUUGAGUUAUUUUUCUUUGGAAAGGUAUGGAUGUGAAGUGGGAAAAAAGUGAGGGCACUGAAGAGUGGAGGAAUAAGAGGAUUGAAACCCAGUUUGUGCAAUAAAGUGUUUUGUAUCCCCUAAUCUUAGUUGCUUUCACUUUUACUUUGUUUUCUUAUGAUUGUCUUUUCAGUAGAAAACUAGGCAAAGGGUGUCAGAAAUGGAAUAUGGACCAAAUAGAUCUUGAAUAUACAAUAUAUCUUCAUUGCUGAAAAGGUGGCGGAACACAGCAAAAGAAUAGAUUAUGAUUGUGGGAGCUAUUAUAUUAAGUAGAUGUAUUAAACAGACAUGAACUACAAAAUAUUUGGGCUUUUUAAAGAGUGGGGUUUUUGAUGCCACAUAUUAUAGUUGGAUGGUGAUGAGCUCUCUACAUUUUCUCAAUACUUUCCCAAUUUCAAAUGACAACCUAAAGCUUAAUAUGCCUUUGUGUUUUUGUUUCCCUUAGGAAAUCAUGUCUCUAGAGUUUGACAGUUUGCUAUUGAGCAAAAGAUUCAGUCUAAAUGUCAAAAAUUAGUGAGAGGAAAUAACUAGUUAACCUGAGCAAUUGCAAUAAUAUAUAUUUAAGCUUUGAUGGAAAUUAUCAGCAUUAUUAAAUCAAAGGUUCAUAUCUAUAGAUGUGUUUAUAAAGUUAAGAUAGAGGUAUAUGUUUAGAAUGGAUGUUCUAAGGAAAAAGCAACCAUUUCCCCUGUUUAUCACCCUUGAAACAUUUUUUUUGCAGACUUGAGAACCCAUGUUGCUCAAAUUCAGAGGAAAAUUGCAAAAUAGAGCUAUGAUUUCCCUUUUGAAAUAAUGAAAUAUCAAAACUGGUGGCUCUUAAAAAAACAGUGUCCAAAACCUGGUGUUCAAACCCCAGGAUCCCACUUGGAAAGCAUCCACCAAAGUGAAAAUAGCCCAUCCUGAGCUCAAACUGUAUUCUAAAUAUUUUGCGUACUUGUAGCGAAACCCCAUGUCAGGAUUUAAGAGGCAGUAGAGUGCCUCAGAUAGUAGAGUUCCGGACAAAAGUAGAACACUUUUUUAAAAAAGGCAGGGUGAAAUAGUCUGGUAGUUAAGACAAGAUAACCAGGGAAAGAGAUAUAGUUUAAUUCUGAGGAAGGAAAUACUUUCAGAUUGGCUCAUUCCAGCUAAUACAGGUUUGUCUAAGUGGCUGGCACUAUUGCCUGUUUCCAUUUGUCUUGUAAGUUCUAGUCCUGACUUAGGCAUGAAAGCCAGCUGAAUGACUUUGGGCCACUCACUCACAGCCCAUCCUACCAUACAGGGUUGUUGUUCUACGGAAAAUAGGAGGAAGGGGUGUUAUGUAUGUACGUAUGCCUUGAAUUAUUUAUAAAGUAAUAAAAGUAAAAUAGAAAAAAAUAUUCAUAAAUAAAAUGAGACGAAGAAACAAUAACUCAAAAAGAACUGGGGAAUAUUAGCAAAAACUAUUGUGAGAUGUACAAAUGACAGCAGGUUCUUCAGCUCAUGGAGUUGUUGAUGCACUUAUUUUCUGCUUGUGGGGUUUUUAAUAAACAUCCAUCACACCUCUCUGGAAUAGAAUACUGGCCUGGAUUGGCCUUUCAGGAAUUAAAACUAUCUUUAUUCCCAUUUUAAAAGUGGCCAAUCGAAAAAUUCCGAGAGAGCUUAUAAGUGUGGCAUGGUGUUCCAUUUUUGACAAGCAUCUGCUAGUUGAGGUAUUCUGUCUUUUGAGUAUGGGAUAAUAAUUCUAAAAACAGAAGCAGACUAGCUUGGACUACCGGUGGCGAUGACCUAUCUCAUCCAGAAACAGAAUGUUUGUUGUGAGAAAUUAACUCUUAACAACCUGAUAGCAUUAAAAUCUUAUUAGAUCUGAAAAAGGAAAGGGUCUUCUUUGGCAGCAGAAUUUGUAAACCCAUGAAAGAAUCAUUCAGAUAGUAAGAGGAAACUAAAAAAAAUGCAUAUUUGUAAAAUUGCAAUGUUUGUCUUGGUUUUAACAUACUCUUAAAUAUUUGGAAAAUCACAUUAGAAUGUCAUUAAAAAAAUCUAAAAACAAUUUAGGAAUUAUGGUAAUACAGUACUUCAGAAAAAGGAUAGUUUGAAAUUCUUUUGCAUCUGAUUUACAUGUGCAGAAAUACUUGAAAAUAUAAAUCAUUACAGGUAGUCCUUGACAUACGACCACAAUGGAAGACCUUCCAUUACAAUUGUAAGUCUGUCAUAAAAUAGGCCACCCAUGUGAUUGAUCUGAUUUUAUGAUCUUUUUUGCAGCAUUCAUUAAGCGAAUGGUUUGCUAUGAGUCAGUUUUGCUAAAACUGGAAGUAAAUGCUGUGUUUUGGCAAAGCUAUUGUAAACAGUCAUGUUUUAUGUAUAUUAAAAUUUAAAUAAUAUAUACUGUAUAUUUUAUAUAGAUUAUGUCAUAGAGCCAGUUUGGCCUAGUGGUUAAGGCAUCAGACUAGAAACCAUGAAUUCUAGACCAGCCUUAAGCAUGAAAGCCAGCUGAAUGACUUUGGGUCAGUCCAUCUUCUCUCAGUUCAACCUACCUCACAGGGUUGUUGUGCAGAAAAGAGGAGGAGGUGUGCUGGAUGUGUUUACUGCUUUGAGUUAUGUGUAAAAAUAAAAAUAAAGGCAGGAUACAAAAUAAAUAUUUGCAGGACACUGCAAAUGGCUGAGUUGCAUGAUAUACAGUCAUCUGAUCACUGGGAGGGCUCAGCCAUCAGACCUUUGGAACUAAAUUACCCCCAGGGAGGUCCUACAUAAUUCUGAACACUCACUAAGCGACCAGUCCUAUGUAAGUAGUGUACCUUUUAUCAUGAAAAUUAAGUGGAAGCAAUAGAGAAAUCAUACACACUUCACGCUACAUUGUUCACUUAAAGUUUGCUUAACUAUGUUUCCACUAUACUGGCCAGUUCAAUCCUGCUGAGGAUCCUAGUGUUAAGGACUACUUGGCCCUGGCACCUAGAUCUAGGCUCCUUUAUAUUAUCUCAAGUAUGUGUGCACAUGUAAGUACAGCAAAAUCUCAUUUUACUACACCUCAGUAUGAUAGGCAUCUAAUUAUAACAUGGUCCGAAUUUCUGCUGUGCUUCACUCUAUUCAUGCAAAUGACUGUACUAGUAUAUAAAACCAUUUGCUACCUUGUAUUCUACAAACAUCUGUUUCCUCAAAAGCAAACUCAUGUGUUCCCCACUCUAGUGGUUCUCAACCUUGUCUUCACCAUAGACCUUUAAAUACCUUUUGUGGCUACAGACCACCAAGACUUAAGAUUUAAAUCAACAUUUUUUCAAGCCUUUGUGGACCCUCUGUGAUAACAUCACAGCCCCCCAGGGGUCUGCAGACCACAGGUUGAUAACCACUGCCCCACUCAUCUCUCUAGUCCUUCAUCAUGGAAGGAUACUUGUCCCUUUUUUCUUGACAGGUGAAAUGCUUCUAAACAAUGCUGCGAUCUGCAGGUCUCGCUUAAUUAUUUUCCAAGAGUACCUUCAGGAUACACACCAAAUACAGAAGUAUUCUUCAAACUACAAUUUGUAACUCAAAUUAAUUACAUCCCUUUUUAAAAAUCAAAAGAACCUUAACAAAAUAAAAUCAGGUGGGCCAUGGAGCUUUCUGGGCAGCAAUGCAUUAGUCAAUAUGCAAUUACUACUUGCUUUGUUCUAUUUAUUUUGUACAAUUCCAUUUACAAGCACUGCAUUUCACUGGGCAUCUUAUGAAAGAUGGCAUCCAGGUGCCAUAACUAGCAAAACAACAUCUGAAAACUCAACUGAGUUGAGCAGAUGAGGUUCUCAAGAUAUUAUCAUUCCCAAAAACAGAAACACCCCCACAUUCAUUUU
This is a messenger RNA of Crotalus tigris (Tiger rattlesnake), 5301 nucleotides long. RefSeq names its product zinc finger protein 436-like. Gene Ontology annotation, biological process: regulation of transcription by RNA polymerase II. Gene Ontology annotation, molecular function: DNA-binding transcription factor activity, RNA polymerase II-specific; RNA polymerase II cis-regulatory region sequence-specific DNA binding. The record is from RefSeq and is a predicted model, not a curated record. The coding region runs from base 168 to 1070 and encodes 300 amino acids. The transcript has 3 exons. Lineage: Eukaryota; Metazoa; Chordata; Lepidosauria; Squamata; Viperidae.